Larimichthys crocea (large yellow croaker) is the source of this 3998-nucleotide messenger RNA. Its product is annotated as protein NLRC3-like. Gene Ontology annotation, molecular function: protein binding. Gene Ontology annotation, biological process: regulation of apoptotic process. Lineage: Eukaryota; Metazoa; Chordata; Actinopteri; Sciaenidae. The record is from RefSeq and is a predicted model, not a curated record. The transcript is spliced from 10 exons. Bases 265 to 3213 code for a protein of 982 amino acids.
UAUUACUCCGCCAGUAGUUAGAUCUUGAAAAACACGUAAAUAAAUAUGAACUAGUAGACCGGAGGUCUCCUUUUAUAUGAGUAACCGAUGUAACUUUUAAUUUUAAACUUUACUGAAUGCAUAUUGUGUGUUUCAUGGAGCUGUCAUACAGGUGUACUUCAUGUAACCUCCGUGCUCGUCACAGUUCGCACAGAGGCUGAAACGGGAAGAGACACCGACGACGAGAGAGACGUCGUCUCCAUCGAGAGCAACGUCUGACUAUCUAUGAUGAGUCACUGCUCCAAAAAACAACCUCCAGACGACGAUGGAUCCUCGGACACAGAAAACUGGACAAAGAGGAGUCGCCUCCCUGUGGAGGAGUCUGCUUCAUCAGGAGACUCCUCCUAUCCCCAGUGUGGAGAAAGAUCCAGAACAAGACGUGGACUGCAGACCACAAACACACAAAUAGAUGGUGGUCUGCAGGAGGUUAUACAUGAACAUAAGAUCCGUCUGAAGACGAGAUGUGAACGUGUGACUGAAGGAAGUAAUGAAACAAAAAGUGAACUCCUCAACAGGAUCUACACUGAGCUCUACAUCACAGAGGGACAGAGUGAAGAGGUUCAUACCCAACAUGAGGUGAGGCAGCUUGAGACAGCUUCCAAGAAGAAGGAGACCCUCCAUGACACUCCCAUCAAAUGCCACGACAUCUUUAAAGCCUUACCUGACCAACAGAGACACAUCAGAGUCGCUCUGACCAACGGCGUCGCUGGCGUUGGAAAAACCUUCUCAGUGCUGAAGUUCACUCUGGACUGGGCAGAGGGCUCGGAGAACCAAGAUGUCAGUCUGGUGGUUCUGCUCUCGUUCAGGGAGCUGAACUUGAUCAAAGAUGAGCGGUUCAGUCUUCUCACGCUGCUCCAUGUUUUCCAUCCAACAUUACAGAAGGUCACAGCAGAGAAGCUCGCUGUCUGUAAACUUCUGUUCAUCUUUGACGGCCUGGAUGAAAGCAGACUUUCACUGGAUUUCAACAACAAAGAGCUCGUGUCUGAUGUCACACAGGAGUCAUCAGUCAGCGUGCUGUUGACAAGCCUCAUCAAGGGGAAUCUGCUUCCCUCGGCUCUCAUCUGGAUAACUUCCAGACCUGCAGCAGCCAAUCAGAUCCCUCCUUCAUGUGUUGACAGGGUAACAGAAGUACGAGGCUUCACUGACGCUCAGAAGGAGGAGUACUUCAGGAGGAGAGUCAGUGAUGAAGAUCUGUCCAGCAGAAUCAUCUCACACAUCAAGACCUCCAGGAGCCUCCACAUCAUGUGUCUGAUCCCAGUCUUCUGCUGGAUCACUGCUACAGUUCUGGACCACAUGUUGACCACAGACCAGAGAGGAGAGCUGCCCAAGACCCUGACUGACCUGUACUCACACUUCCUGCUGGUUCAGACAAAGAGGAAGAAGAAGAAGUACGAUGAAGGACAUGAGACGAGUCCACAGGAGCUGACGGAGGCUGACAGGGAAGUUCUUCUGAAGCUGGGGAGGCUGGCGUUUGAACAGCUGGAGAAAGGAAACAUCAUGUUCUACCAAGAAGACCUGGAGCAGUGUGGUCUGGAUGUCACAGAGGCCUCGGUGUACUCAGGAGUUUGUACAGAGAUCUUCAAAAGAGAGAGUGUGAUCUUCCAGAAAACAGUCUACUGCUUUGUUCAUCUGAGCGUUCAGGAGUUUCUGGCUGCAGUCUACAAGUUCCACUGUUACACCAAAGUGAAUAAUGACCAGAAUGACUAUUCCCUGGAUGUCUUCCUGUUUAAGCACAUGGAUGAAUCCCUUGAAAGUAAAAAUGGUCACCUGGACCUGUUUGUUCGCUUCCUUCAUGGCUUCUCUCAGGAGUCCAACCAGAGACUCUUAGGAGGCCUGCUGGGUCAGACAGACAACAAUCCAGAAAUCAUCCAAAGAGCCAUCAAAAAACUGAAGAAGAUGAACAUGUACGAGAUCUCUCCUGACAGAGGCAUCAACAUCUUCCACUGUCUGAUGGAGAUGAACGAUGACUCAGUCCGUCAGGAGAUCCAAGAGUUCCUGAAGUCAGAGAACAGAUCAAAGAUGAAACUCUCUGCAAUCCACUGCUCAGCUCUGGCCUACAUGCUGCAGAUGUCAGAGAAGGUUCUGGAUGAGUUGGACCUGCAGAAGUUCAACACAUCAGAAGAGGGACGACAGAGACUGAUUCCAGCUGUGAGGAACUACAGAAAGGCCAAAUUUUCUGGCUGUGGACUCUCAGAGACUCACUGUGAAGUCGUGGCCUCAGCUCUGAAGUCCAACCCGUCCCAUCUGACAGAGCUGGACCUGAGUAAAAACAUGCUGCAGGAUUCAGGAGUAAAGACGCUGUCUACUGGACUGGAGAGUACAAACUGUAGACUGGAGACUCUGAGAUUGAGGCGCUGCAGUUUGUCAGAGAUCAGCUGUGCUUCUCUGGCCUCAGCCAUGAAGUCCAACCCCUCCCAUCUGAGAGUCCUCGACCUGAGUGACAACGAGCUGCAGGAUUCAGUGAAGCUGCUAUGUGAUUUUCUGCAGAGUCCACACUGCAGACUGAAGACUCUGAGAUUGUUGAGCUGCAGGUUGUCAGAGAUCAGCUGUGGUUCUCUGGCCUCAGCUCUGAAGUCCAACCCCUCCCACCUGAGAGACCUGGACCUGAGUAACAACAAGCUGCAGGAUCUAGGAGUGAAGCUGCUGUGUGAUUUUCUGGAGAGUCCACACCAUAAACUGGAGACUCUGGGAUUGAGGUGCUGCGGGUUGACAAAGGAUAGCUGUGAUUCUCUGUACUCAGCACUGAAGUCCAACCCCUCCAAACUGAGAGACUUGGACCUGAGUAAUAAUGAGCUGCAGGAUUCAGGAGUGCAGCUGCGUGAUCUUGUGCAGAAUCUGAGGAUCAAUAUCACACCUGGCGGACACAUAGAAGGUUCAAAAUGCGAAACCCUACCAGAGGACUCAAAAGACAGGCUGUUCUCAAUUCGGGCAAAGUUGAUAGGCAGCCUCUCUGAACCCAGUCUGAAAGCUCUUAUGGAUAUACUUCUUGAGCGUCACGUUAUAAAUGAUGAUGAAAUGGAAUCAGUCACAGCAGUCGCAGAAAUUCGCGAUAAAAAUAGAAAGUUGAUCGACAUGGUCCGAAAAAAGGGAGAUAAAGCCUGCUCAAUCCUGCUUGCUGCUCUCCGUAAGGUGGAUCCAAUGGUUUACGACAACAUGUUUCAAAUGAAGACGUAAAAGUCGUAAUGUUGCAAAAAAUAAGAACAAAGCAAAGAGACAAAACAAAGAUCUCAUCCAAGAUGAUGACAAGUCUACAUACAGACGGGAGGUUGAACAGCUGGUCCUCUGGUCUGGACGCAUAUAUCGAUUAAACUGCAGUGACAACUGCCAGAGCAAAUCAAACUUUGUGAGCUCAACUAUAAUUUUAGUGCAUCUAAACCUGGAAGUGUUGGUGUUAGUUGAUGAUAUGAUUUUCAGCAAAAGUUGCUAUCCAACGAACCAAAGAGGAAGUCCACCGUCUAUUUUGGUACUGACUGCAACAUGCUGCCUGCUGCUCAUACUGGGCAGCUUCUUGUGACAAUUAGAUUUGAACACCGAAGUAAAAACAGAAACCACAAGACUGCCCAAACUUGAUGUUGCUCCAUUGUUUGUUAUUGUUGUGAACUGAAGGGUAUAGGUCUUCGGUCCUGGCCAAUCGAUGAGUCUGGUUUUCUUCUUCCUGGACAUACCGCCCCAAAUAGUUUUCAUCCAGCGUGACUGGCUAUAAAUAGCAUUAAUUUUCUGUUUUCUGACACAUUAUGUGAGCCAUGGUGGAAGUCAGAAUGCAGCCUUGAUUUUUAGAUUCUUUAGAAAUGCUUUAGAAAUGUAUAUUUAUCCCACAACUGUGCAUAUAGAAGACAUGGACUGUGUGGGAUUAUACUGGGGUUCAGAUGAUCAUAUAAUGUGUGUUUCCUGUUUUUGCAUGUCUCGUGCACUUCCCUUAUUUGGUCUGUGUUUUGCUGAGGAUGGCAGGGAGAGAUAAU